AUGGCAUCAUUUGCACAAGUUGAUUCUGGCAACAGUUGGAAUAGCCCGUUUACAGUGCUAAACAUGUCGGAACAAGAAAUUAAUCAAUUUCCACGCCGUACCCUUGUCAUCGAAUUAGAAAAAAGAAACUUAUCAACAAGCGGUGAUACUCACAUUUUGAAAAAACGAUUGAAACAAAAUGUCGACUGCAGUACCAAAGAAGUGAUACAGCAAUCGUACGAGUUUUUGGCUAUCAUAGAUUUUGAAGCUACAUGUAUGGAAAAUCCACCCCCACCACAGCAUUAUGUUCAAGAAAUUAUUGAAUUUCCGAUUGUUUUAAUUGAUGUCACACAACGGAGAAUUAUUGACACUUUUCAUUCAUAUUGUCGACCGAUCAUACAUCCAAUUUUGUCAGAUUAUUGUAAAAAAUUGACUCGAAUAACACAAGAACAAGUCAAUAGUGCACCUGUAUUUGCUGAGGUAUUUGCAAAUGCUGAGAAAUGGCUUAAUGGCAGAGAAUUGUUACCAUUUCAAAAGAGGAAAUAUCUAUUUGUCACGGAUAGUCCAUCAGAUUUUAACAAAUAUUUACGUAUGCAAUGCAACAUUACUAAUAUAGUUUAUCCAAUGUGGGCGCAUAGAUGGGUUAAUGUCAAAACUACGUUUUCAAAAUUUUAUUCGACAAGAUCCGGUCGUAUCCGCAACAUGUUAGAACAAUUAGGACUUCGACUAGAAGGUCAUUUACAUUCUGGCUUGGAUGAUGCAAUAAAUAUCGCAAGAAUAGUCAUUGAACUAAUCAAAGACGGUUGUUUACUGACACCAAAUGAGUUUUAUCAUUCAUCGAUAGAAAACCACAGAGAACGUGAAUGGUUACCGACGAUGGAAGCGCAAUCUUCGAGAAUGGUAUGUCUCAACUGUUCAAGAUCUCACUCAGGGACUCAACGCACCUGUUUACGACACGAAAACCAACAUAGACGAAAUGGAACAUGCAUAGAGAGAAAACGGAACCCAGUAUCUCGCUAUUCGUUUAUUUCUCAUGAUCAAUCCGGAACACCACUGAAUACUCAAUCUUUACUAGACUUUCCCCUCCUAAACGCAGCCACCUCAGUUCCAGAUGUCGAGCGUCAUCAUAAUAGGCGUUUUACAAAGAAAUAG
This is a messenger RNA of Rotaria socialis, 1131 nucleotides long. Lineage: Eukaryota; Metazoa; Rotifera; Eurotatoria; Philodinida; Philodinidae. The record is from the annotation of a GenBank genome assembly.